Messenger RNA from Hyalella azteca, 2282 nucleotides. Its product is annotated as chymotrypsin-like protease CTRL-1. Lineage: Eukaryota; Metazoa; Arthropoda; Malacostraca; Amphipoda; Hyalellidae. Gene Ontology annotation, molecular function: serine-type endopeptidase activity. The transcript has 11 exons. Gene Ontology annotation, biological process: proteolysis. The coding region runs from base 73 to 1362 and encodes 429 amino acids. The record is from RefSeq and is a predicted model, not a curated record.
GCUCAAGUGAGGCGGACGUAUGUAGGUGCGCAGAGUGUGCAGACGACGUCAUCAGUUUUGAAGACUCGCACGAUGUUUCUUAACAUUGUAGUAACUAUGACGUUGCUGUACCUGGGUACCUUCAUGGAUGGAGUGGAUGGACAGCUUGGGGACUCGCUCCAGGCUCUGUUGAACAGGUUCUGCCAACAGAACCCCAACAGGAGAGGCUGUCAUGGUCUUCCUCCUCCGGCUGCAGUGUCAGGACCGGACGGCUGUCCGGUCGGCAACCGUCGCUGUCCUAACGGCCAGUGUCUGCCCGAAGGCCUCAGCUGCGACCUGAUCGGCUCGAGCGAAUCUUGCGCGCUUCCUUUGGCCUCCAGCGUGACAGUCCAGCCAAUAUUCUGCGGCACUGGCAACUCUGGCAUCAGCAGGUGUGACAGAGAAGGCCGUGUGCCCGUCUUGACAGAAAUCAUCGUACAGUGCAGAGGAGCAGACGGCGCGUCUACUUCUGUCUCCUCCCUGUCAGCACACCAGGUGGGGGGCGGGGGGGUGGGUGCAGGAGUGUACAGGUGUGUACAGGGGGGACAAUGGUCCCCCACCUACGAGGGCUCCCCCCUCCUCCCCACCCUCCUCACCUCCUGCUACUAUGCAGGUUGCGGAGAACUUCCCUCAGGCAGCGGUGGCGCGGCCGUCAACCAAACCUGGCCGUGGUUGCGACAUUUACUGUCCUCUGACAACCGAGUUCUGUGCACUGCAACCAUGGUUACUUCUAAUACACUCGUCACAGCUGCACAUUGUGUCACCAGUUCAGCGACGUCGCGCCAGGCGGUGAAUCCAUCACAACGCAGAGUGACUCUACAGAACAAACAGACUCUGCAGACUGUACAGGUGUCCCAGAUCCACGUGCACCCUCAGUAUCGUCCCGACGACUCCCGCCAGAACGACUUAGCGGUGGUCAAGAUCCGCACUCUGUCGGGGGAGCGCUUCCCGCACGCGUGCCUCCCACCCGACACUCUGGCGAACACUGACACUGGAGGGGUCGUGUUCCGUCUGAGGAAUGAAGUGACGCCCCCCGGGGGAUGGCAAGUGGCACAGGCCUCCUACUCCCCAACAUGCCGCAGUCUGCAGUCUUCGUCCUGUGGGGUUACGCCAGCGCCGGGGCAGUUCUGUGCCCAGCAGGCUGAGAUGGGCAUGGGCCCAGGCUCCUCGGGCGGGCCAUACCUGGUGAAUGGGGCGGUGGGUCUACCGUACGUCUGGAUGCUGCGCGGCGUAUACUCAAGGCAGCACGUAGCGUCGAGCGCGUGUAACGCACAACACGUCUACACAGAUACCUUCGUACACAAGACCUGGCUACUGAACUGUGCGCUGUACGACAACUGCUAGACUUGGCUGCUGAACUGCGUGCUGUACGACAACUGCUAGACCUGGCUGCUGAACUGCGGGCUGUACGACAACUGCUAGACUUGGCUGCUGAACUGCGUGCUGUACGACAACUGCUAGACCUGGAUGCUGAACUGCACGCUGUACGACAACUGCUAGGCUUUGCUGCUGAACUGCAUGCUGUACGACAACUGCUAGACCUGGUUGCUGAACUGCGUGCUGUACGACAACUGCUAGACCUGGUUGCUGAACUGCGUGCUGUACGACAACUGCUAGACUUGGCUGCUGAACUGCGCGCUGUACGACAACUGCUAGACUAUAAAAACGUAUUAUUGCCAGUCUAGGGAAACGAAUGAAUCGUUUACGAACGUACGGAAGAAAAAUGAUUGUUAUCGUAUUUUGGGAAGGAAUGUAUUGUUUGCUCUUGCAUGAGCUACGAUACAAAAUUUUCUGUGAUAAAAUUGAAGUAUUCUAUCCACUUGAAUGAAAGGCGAUGUCGGAAACAAUCCAAAAACCGAAAAUUUUUCCUUGACUAAAAAUGAAUGAUCGAUUGUUCUGAAUUGUUUCUGGUUGGCAAAAGUGACGUGUGAUGUUAACGGCACAGGUUAUAAUGAAUGGAAGAACAUGAGCUACUGUAUGCCCAAGUACGUCAUACGUACAUUCUAUAUUAGUGUGAGUAGACUAAGAAUCAUGAGGAGAAGAUGAGAACUUUUCAAGCAUUGAUGGUCAUUCAUAUAUUUGCCUAAGUAAUACAACCAAAAAACAUAUGAAUACCUCAACAGAUAGUCGAGGUCAGGGAUUCGUAUUACUAACGAAUUAGCUAAGUAGGAUUCACGGAUUCUAUAGUCACGGCUUCUAUAAAGAAUAUGGCCCUUUGUUCGGGGGAUUGUUCAGAAUGAAAACUCGUUGUGGAUUGUAACGGU